Trichomonas vaginalis G3 is the source of this 1791-nucleotide messenger RNA. Its product is annotated as RNI-like family. The record is from RefSeq and is a predicted model, not a curated record. Lineage: Eukaryota; Parabasalia; Trichomonadida; Trichomonadidae. Bases 1 to 1791 code for a protein of 596 amino acids. The transcript has a single exon.
AUGAGUACACGCGACCCAGUUUUCUAUCCUUUGGAAACAAUGUACAGAAUUGGCAGUGGUGACUAUCACCACCUGCACUACGAUUUUUCAUAUAUUCCAUUCGAUCAAUAUACGAGAUUCUUCAAUUCGUUACCAAAUAUUCUUUACAAGAAAACAGAAAACGUUAGAUUAUCAUGCGACUUUGAGUUCAAGUAUUCUGAAAAACAGAAAAUUGAUCACAAGAGAAAUCCUAAGAAAGAACAAUAUAUCGAAGAUUCGAUUGCUGGAAUCAAGCCAAGAUUUGUUCCAUACUUAAUAAAGAUUUUAUCACGUGUUUUACCAAGAACAAGAACACUUACAAAUCUCCAUAUCUCUUCUAUGAGAAUUAAGCCAGAAUAUCUCGAAACUUUAGUUGAUGCAAUCGCUUCAUGCAAGACACUGAAGUCAUUGCACUUUUCAAAUACCGAACUUCCACCGAAAAUUGUCAUAGCUCUAUUAAACCGAAUUUCACCAUAUCAAUACGUGAAACUUUCAUUCAAAAACUGCGGACUUACAAGCCAUUCAUAUCCAGCAUUCGAAAAUUUCUUACGUAGACCACCUACAUCAUCGACAGACGUCAAAACCAUUCGUCAAAUCACAAUUAUUGGCUCUCAAAUGACAGAAAUCGAGUUGGAUAAUAUAGAUUACCUUCUCAAUCCAGAUGAUGAGGAAGAGGAAUACAUGGAUGAAGAGGAAGAAGAUCAGGAUAUCAGAACUACACUCACACAGACAAUGGAAGGCCAAGUUUCAGAAGACUCUUCAGAGCAUGAAGCUCCAAAGCCUUCUCAGCAACCAAAGUCUUCAGAAAAGAAACAAUCUUCUCCGUCAUCAAAAGAAGAAGGCAAACCAGCUGAACAACCAGCGAAACCAAACGCUCAGGAUGAAUAUGAAUACGAGAAAGAUGAACCAGCAGCUGCUUCGCCAAAACAAAAUGUUAAUAAUUCUGCUCAGAAAGAAAAAGCUGAAGCUAGCCAACAAAAGAAGCCUUCUCCAAAACAAGCUCAACCAGAACCAGAGCCAGAGUACGAAUAUGAUGAAGAAGAGGAAAUUGCAGUUGUUUCUAAACCUCAGCUACAAGCUUCUCAAAAGAAGACACCUCCACAGAAACAGCCCGAGCCACAGCAAGAAUAUGAGUAUGAAGAGGAUGAGCCACAGAAACCUCAACCACAGAAUAACACUAAUUCUCAGCAAAAGGCACCAGAACCACAGUAUGAAUACGAAUACGAAGAGGAUGAACCACAACAAGCUCAGCCAAGCCAACCACAGCCAAAACAGAAUCAGCCUCAACCAGAAUACGAAUAUGAGUAUGAAGAAGAUGAAGCUCAGCAGCCACCACCAAAGCAGCAGACACCUAAACCUCAACAGCAGUUAGAAUCAGAUUACGAAGAAGAGGAAGAAGAUCUUGAACCAGCUCCAAAGCAAAAUAACCAAAAUCCGAAACAGAAUCAACCACCUGCAAACGAUGACUACGAAUAUGUAGAAGAAGAGGAAGAGGAAAAGGUUGAACAGAAGCCAAAACAACCAACAGGAAGAGUAGCACCUCCAAAUUUAGUAGAUGAUGAAACAGAAUACAAAUACGAAGAGGAAGAAGAUGCUCCUCCUGCCAAUAAUCCUCCGAAGCAGGCAAAACCUCAGCAACAAUUAGACGAAUACGAGUAUGUUGAAGAGGAAGAAGAGGAAGAAAUCGAAAAACCUGUUCCAAUGAAGCCACCGGCUAAGCAGGCCCCGCAAGAACCUGAAUACGAGUACGAAUAUGAAGAGGAAGAUGCAUAA